Messenger RNA from Diatraea saccharalis (sugarcane borer), 1238 nucleotides. The record is from the annotation of a GenBank genome assembly. Lineage: Eukaryota; Metazoa; Arthropoda; Insecta; Lepidoptera; Crambidae.
GCGCAGGGCGAGAGUGGGCGACCUCAUAUAGCUUGCGCGGGAGUCGAUUCCUUUAUUUGUUCGUAGUCCGCGACGUGGUAGUGCCGUGUGGACACAGGACAUCAUGCGUACGAUAUUGAUAUGUAUACUGUGUGCAGUCACAGCUUAUGCACAGUACGAUUCACCUACUCCUCCAAGACUACAAAUAGCUGGUGCAAUUCCGUUAGGUGGCCCAGUGAGACAAGGUGGAUUCCGCCAAGGAAGAAUCAAUAGCGCUCCAAUCCCAGGAGCAAUACCGAGAGGCAGAAGACCUGGUCUUGUUAGACCUUCCUUUAAAUCUGUAGACGCUUCACCAAGGCCCAGUCUUCAAUCAAUAGAAGAACCAUCUAAACCAGUGACAGAAGAACCGGAAGAUGAUUAUGAAAUAAACACACCUACUGCUUUCUCACCUAAUAUUCUUUCAACACCGGAACCACAGAAUGAUUUCUUUGACAUCUCUACCACAUCUCAACCGAAACCACCGAUAAUUUUCAAUCCAGCGCCAUUCCAACAGUCUACACCAUCAGUAUUGAAACCUGAGCCAAUUAAGCCUACACAAUACAGACCACUACUUGCACCGCAGUCUUUCAAUCCAAUAAGAAACGAACCUAAGCCUCAGCCCGUAAGACUGCAGCCAUUGUCGAGUAGACCUCAACGACCAGUUUUCAGACCCGAACCCAGACCAUUCGUUGAAGAAGAAGAGGCACCUAUACAACCUAUCAGACAGUACACGAGACCCCAAGAACCUAUUCGUGCGCCUGUCAAGAGCGCACCUCAACAGAAAUACACUCCAUCCAAUCCUAGAGAAAAGAAGCCUGUCGCACAAAUUAUUCGUAAAUAUAGAGAAGAAAAUGAGGAUGGAAGUAUUACAUGGGGUUUUGAAAAUGAUGAUGGUUCUUUCAAAGAAGAAACCAUUGGUGUCGAUUGUAUCACCCGAGGCAAGUAUGGAUAUGUUGACCCUGAUGGUUUAAAGAGAGAGUAUAAUUAUGAGACAGGUAUUGCUUGUGAUAAAAACAAUCCAAACCAGGAGGAAAAAGGAUUUAUUGAUUAUCAAGAAAACAAAGCUGUAUUGCCCAAUGGCAUAACUAUCGAUCUCGCUGCCAUGGGCAAAAAAUCUAAGAGGCCAUUCCGAUCAACUGUAAAUCACUAGUUUAGGAUUAAAGUAUUUAUUUUAGGGAAAAGUAAUUUUAAGGUUAUUUUUAUCUUGUCAAGUCAUCAAU